Messenger RNA from Poecile atricapillus (Black-capped chickadee), 1832 nucleotides. It is a transcript of the gene ASPNAT, whose product is annotated as N-acetyltransferase 8 like. Lineage: Eukaryota; Metazoa; Chordata; Aves; Passeriformes; Paridae. Gene Ontology annotation, molecular function: L-aspartate N-acetyltransferase activity. Gene Ontology annotation, cellular component: mitochondrial membrane. The transcript has 3 exons. Bases 1 to 867 code for a protein of 288 amino acids. The record is from RefSeq and is a predicted model, not a curated record.
AUGCAUUGUCUGUCUCCCAAGAUGGUUUGUGAGACCAAGAUUGUGGCGGAAGAUCAUGAAUCAAUCCCGGGAUCCAAAAAAGACACGAUCAUUGUUUCCUCCUCCCAGAUGUGGCCCUCUUUGGCGGGCUCCCCUCCCUCACCCCCACCUCCCCUCACCCCACCAAAAGAAGACCCCAGGCGCGACAAUGUCUAUAUCCGCGAAUUCCACCCCUCUGAACAAGAGGUGGUGCGCCGCAUCUUUUACGAGGGGAUCAUGGAGCGAAUCCCCAACACGGCGUUCAGGGGGCUAAAGCAGCAGCCCCUCACUCAGCUGCUCUACGGGCUGCUGGCGGUAAUGUGCUUUGUUGUGACCAAGUCCUUCCUGCUGACCUGCUGUUUGCCCAUCUUUCUGAUGGGCAUGAGGUACUACUUCAGUAGAAAAGUUAUCCUGCACUAUCUCGAUUGUGCGCUGCACACGGACAUGUCCGAUAUUGAGCAAUAUUACAUGAAACCGCCAGGCUCCUGCUUCUGGGUUGCCGUCCUGGAUGGCAACGUGGUGGGGAUCGUGGCAGCGCGGGGCAACGAGGAAGACAACACCGUGGAGCUUCGCCGCAUGUCCGUCGACUCCAACUACCGCGGCAAAGGCAUCGCCAAGGCCCUGGGCCGCAAAGUGCUGGAGUUCGCCAUGCUCAACAACUACUCCUCCGUCGUGCUGGGAACCACGGCCGUGAAGAUGGCAGCCCACAAGCUCUAUGAGUCCUUGGGGUUCAAGCACGUGGGUGUCGUUGAACAUUAUGCCCUGCCAGGGAUGACACGCUCCUUACUGGAGAGAAUGUUUUUCCAGGUCCGCUACCACCGCUACCGCCUGCAGCUGCGGGAAGAAUAAAAAAAACCCCCACCAACCAAAACAAAAAAAAAAAAACAAAAAAAAAAACAAAAAAAAAUUUUUUCCCCCUUCCUCCCCCUUCAAAAAUAAUAAAUUACCCUUCUAUUUCUCAUCACCAUUGAUUUACCAGUUUUGGGUUAGAGUUUUUGUACCCUCACGUCAUGUUUUGGUUUGCUCCGUUCAGCUCGAUGGGCCGGCCGAGCAGCGCCCCUUCCUCGCAUGCUGUAGGUGGUGGUGCUGGGAGUCCUGCAACCCAGCGGGGUGGAGUGGAGCAGCGGCCUCUCCUUCCCAGGUACCUCCGUAAAGCACAGAAACUUACUGCAAAAUAGUACAACUGCUCUGGUGUACAUAGUCCUCUCCUUUUCCAGGUGUAAGAUAACAUAGUGAGAUGCAUUCAUAAUAGUGCAGAAAUAUUACUUGAAUGCAAUUUUCAGUAUUUCACGCAUCAGUAAGUAGAAUAUGCAUUCCUCUUACAGUAAUCUACUGGUUAAUAGUUUUCAGAGAAAAGGUGGGGGGUACACCCUGCCUCCCCGCCCCAACCCGCUUGCUACAAUGCAUGAAGAGGAAAGCGCGUGCACGCACUCAAACACAUCGCACUGCCACCACGGCACUGGUGUUGCACUUUUUUUGGAUGUGCCUCAUUCUGCCAAAUGUCUGAGAGACCCCGGGUGCAUCCGGUAACCACGACUCCGCUCCACCUCCCCCUCCUUCCUAAGCCAGCACAGACUCGGACCGGCUGAACUGAGCCCCAUUGUACCAUAGUGUGAAGUUAAGAUCAGAUCUAAGUAUCUCCUGCGCUGUUCCGUAGCCACACGUAACCUGCAGUCCUGGGCCAGACUCCGCAUGUGCGUUGGACUUUCUCUUUGCUGCCUUUUGGGGGUUUUUGUUUGUUUUCAUCUUAUUUUUAAGGGUUAUUUUUUUUUGUUGUUGUUGUUAUUUUUAGUUUUGGCUUCUGCUGAAUGGUG